Messenger RNA from Chondrus crispus (carragheen), 1512 nucleotides. RefSeq lists its product as hypothetical. The record is from RefSeq and is a predicted model, not a curated record. The transcript is spliced from 2 exons. Bases 1 to 756 code for a protein of 251 amino acids. Gene Ontology annotation, cellular component: transcription factor TFIIH holo complex. Gene Ontology annotation, biological process: DNA repair; regulation of cyclin-dependent protein serine/threonine kinase activity; regulation of transcription by RNA polymerase II. Lineage: Eukaryota; Rhodophyta; Florideophyceae; Gigartinales; Gigartinaceae.
AUGACGGACAACUUCGAUUUCGAAGAUGACAGUGCUCAUUUGAGUAAAGAUGCGCAAACUCGCCGGAGAUAUUUGCGUUGGUUCAACAAGCGACGCGACGACUUUUCCACUGACCGGGAAUAUGAUGACUACUUGGAGAUGGUGGAGGACAUCAUUUUUAACUUAGUGAACAACGUCGACGUCGAGGAGACUAAGGCACGGGUCGAAAAGUACCGAAAAGAAAACCAAGGCAGCAUCGGUCAAAACCAUGCCAAAAAAGGAGAAGAAGAUCGCUUGGAAGCGGAGCGCGUAGCGCAACUUGAGCGUGCACGCAUAGCAAAAUUAGCAGAACUACGCAGACAAGACCACGAAGAAGAGAAGAGGAAGCAACAAAUUCGCCGUGAAGAAGAAGCGGAGGAGUUGUUGCGAGUAUCUAAGGGAGAUGACGCGGUGGAAAAGCUGCGGAGAAAGAAGGAGAAAGCCGAGCGCAAGAAGCGAAAGAAAGAAGCGGCGGCGGCGCGCGAGGCGGAGGAGCGGGAAAAGCCCGACUUUCGUCCAAUGUUUUUCCGGCCUCAGUUUCCGAGCCCGCUCCCUGUCCCUGUUGAUCUGAGCAAGAUUACUAUGGACCAAAGACCGGAAGAGGAUGCAAAGGCAUUUGAGGCGAGGACUCAGGCGGAACAAGCCAAGGCAGCUACUGCCGCAGGUUUCAAACAGCAGUUCGUCUACGAGCGGGCGCUCAAGGAAUUCAGUCAGUCUCUCAACGUAUUGCAACUGUGAAGGAAACUACGGCGUGUUGAGUCAUCUACUGGCCUGUCUACGAAUAUUGGAAGGGAGCUUGUGAGGCGUGACCGUGUAAGAAUAUUGCGAUUGAUUGCAGAUGAUGCGUCUUCCACCUGACAUCUUGACCGAGAUCAGUCGGGCGCGUGCCAUGGUGCUGAUGCAAUCCUGAAAAGAAAGAAGAUAAGAAUUCAUUUGCGGGCGCCUUGUAUCGAUGUUUGAACCGUAGAGACACCUGUGGAGCUUGUUUGUGAAAAUGGCAUUGGUUGAAUUCCGCUUAAGAGAUGACGUGAUCGGCUUGAAAGCCAAGGAUGGGAUGACCGUAUAAUGCAACAACGUCUAUGAAUGGCAGCAAGCGAAGGGGCAAUUUCUGGGAUUCUACGUGUUCAGAGCGUCGCUGUGUGCGAUACGUGUGAGGUAAUUACCUAUUGUCAAGGUUUGAUUCGGUGAGGCAAGUGAAUUUGCGGUGAAUGGGAAAUUGAUAUUUAUUUCAAGGGGGAAGCCUGCGGUCGUGUGGUGAUGGUUUUAGGACCGGAGACAGACAUGUGUGAUGGGGAAUUUGGCAGGUGAAUGCACAUGAAAGGGUGGAAGGUCGAUGCGUAUUGCAGUGCGGCCCAAUACGGACUCGCCUGUAAUGUGGGGAGAAAAAUGAGCUGAAGGGCAUGAAGGGAAGGAGGAGUCAAAGCCAUAGCAAACUGGCCCACGAGAACGGGAGUUUAGUGGAGUGCAAAAGAAAUGAUUAAAAGGCGUGGGCAA